Molecule: messenger RNA, 2871 nt
Organism: Botrytis byssoidea
Lineage: Eukaryota; Fungi; Ascomycota; Leotiomycetes; Helotiales; Sclerotiniaceae
Exons: 2
Coding region: 1-2871 (956 amino acids)
Biological process (GO): potassium ion import across plasma membrane; intracellular potassium ion homeostasis
Cellular component (GO): plasma membrane
Molecular function (GO): high-affinity potassium ion transmembrane transporter activity
Source: RefSeq, a predicted model, not a curated record
AUGACAGGUGAACAUCAUACUUGGCAACUCACAUCUGGCGAAACUACAGCGAGGAAUUCGCGGGAAUUGGAGAUUGGACAUCACGGGGCAUACGACCGUCACGAGGAGAGAAACGUUAAAAGAGGAAUUCCAAAAAUUGUGAUUCCGCACGAGAACGAAACGGGAAUUUACACGUUGGAUACGAAAUCGGAACAGAGGAAAUUGGAUGCGAGUAAAGUUCGGAUGGGAGAGGGAAAGGUUGAUACGGAAGUGAAGGAAUCAAGAAAUUUUGAAUCGAGAAAUAUUCAAUCGGAGACUGGAAGGUUGGAAGUUCCAAAACUUCAAACCGUACCUCAAAAUCACAACUCACAAACAGCACCAAGAACAUUUGGAUCUUUCUUCGCUAUUCAUUCUCCAAUUGCUACUAGACCUCUCAAAUCACUUCUUCCAUCACGUGGACACAGAGAGAAGACUCUUCCAAGAAGUAUGAGAGGAAGUUUUUUCAAUUCGCAUCCUUCGCGAGAAGAGAUGGGUAAGAAGCCUCGAUCUCUCAAGAGUUUCAUGGGCGAUGAAUGGUAUGAUCGAGUGAUGCGAUGCUUAUCACCAAUUCUCGCCCUCUUGCCACCACUCAAUUUCAUCACCAUUCAUUAUACCUAUUUCAUCAUAACCCUCCUCAUCACUUCUCUAAUAUUCUGGGGUUCGUCGAAUCCUUCCAAAUCAAUAUCAUAUGUUGAUUCGUUAUUUUUGGUCACAUCGGCCAUGACGGAAGCGGGUCUUAAUACGGUGAAUUUGAGUACGAUGACGACGUUCCAGCAGGUUAUUCUUUGGCUGUUGAUUGUAGUUGGGAGUGCGAUUUUUGUCAGUGUGGCGACUGUGAGGACAAGGAAAAGAGCUUUUGAAGUUAGGUUUGGCGAGGUGGUUGGGAGACAUAAGGAAGAGAGGAGGAGAGAAAGAAUAAGGAGUGGAAGUCGAGACGCUAUGGGAAGUAGGAGGGGAGAUGGGAAUGAUCUGAUGGGGGCUAAUUGGAAGUUUCCAUCGACCAGCGGUGGUAAUCGAGGCGAUGAUGCUUUAGAAAUGGAUGAAGGAUUGAAAGUUCAACCAGUUGGAGGUAGAAGUGAUGACAAUUGUAUGACUGCCAUUUCGGAAAUUUCUCCUCAUGGUGGUGUACCAAAAGAUACGGGAGAUCAUAUUACGUUUGCGCCUGAUGCAUAUCCAGUAAAUGGAAAAGGGAAAGCAAAGGAUGUUACAGGCGGGAGUUCAAAUAACGAAACUGCAACACCAGCUCGAUCAACAAAUUUCCAGUUUCCUACAUCUACCUCAGAAAACACAAUCAAGCAUCGCGUUCAAGAAACCAGUACACUCCAACACACCCAGACAGGCCAGCAAGAUCUUGCUCCACUUCAAUAUCCUUCAUACCUAAAUUCCAACACCACAGGCCGCAAUGCACAAUUUCAUGGUCUAUCACGAGCCGAAAGAGAACACUUGGGGGGCGUCGAAUACCGAGCUAUAUCUUUUCUAGCUUGGUUAGUUCCACUAUAUUUCAUUCUCUGGCAAGUGUUAGGAGGAAUUGGAUUGGGUGCUUAUAUGGCUUAUAAUAAAAGUAAUGUUGCGCUUGAAAAUGGAAUCAAUCCAUGGUGGUUGGGAGUUUUCAAUGCGAUUAGUGCAUUUAAUAAUUCAGGAAUGAGUUUAUUGGAUUUGAAUAUGAUACCUUUCCAAACCUCAGUCUAUACCCUCCUAACGAUGGGUCUUCUAAUUCUCGCCGGCAACACAGCAUAUCCUCUCUUCCUCCGUCUGAUUCUCUACACCCUUCUCAAGCUUCUCGAUACAUUCCCCAACUUACUUUCCCCCUUCCAACACCAUAAACCAACACUCCUCUUCAUCCUUCGCUACCCUCGUCGCGUCUAUACUAAUCUAUUUCCCUCUCGUCCCACAUGGUGGCUCCUCUUCAUGGUCAUAACUCUCAAUAGUAUCGAUUGGGUUGCCUUUGAACUUCUCAACAUUGGUAAUUCCGCAACUCAAGUAAUUGAGCCACGCUACCGCGUUCUCGAUGGACUAUUCCAAGCAAUUGCAGUCAGAAGUGGAGGAUUUUAUAUCAUAAGUAUUCCAAGUUUACGUAUUGGACUGCAGUUCUUGUACGUGGUUAUGAUGUAUAUCAGUGUAUAUCCGGUGGUCAUCACAAUGAGACAUAGUAAUGUUUAUGAAGAGCGGAGUUUGGGAAUUUACAGGGGAGAUGUGGAGACGGAUUCCAAUACUACGAGAUGGGGGAGAGGUAUGAAGAGAAUUAGAAAAUCAAUCAGUGGAAGGGAUAUUGGCAUACCUCGUACCGCAUCAUCAAAUUCAAACUUAAAUUCGGCCUCGUCCCCGAAGGAAGAAACUACAGGUACUCAAUUCGUCCGUCACCAAUUGCGCUCCCAACUCUCCCACGAUUUGUGGUGGUUAACACUCGCGACUUUCCUUAUCGUUUGUAUUGAAGGGUCGUCGUUUGAGAGAGAUCCCAUUACGUACUCGGUGUUUAAUGUGAUUUUUGAGGUGGUGAGCGCGUAUGGUUGUGUGGGAAUCUCGACGGGUUUGCCGGAUCAGGAUUAUAGUUUUUCAGGGGGUAUGAAGAAGGCGAGUAAGGUUGUUUUGGUGGCGGUUAUGGUGAGGGGAAGACAUAGGGGGUUGCCGAGGGCGUUGGAUAGGGCGGUUAGGUUGCCGGGCUGGGAAGGGGAGGGGUUGGGUGGUGAGGGGGGUGGAGAGAGGGAGGAGGGGCUGGGGAUGGGGGAGUUUGGGGAGGGGGGGAAGGAAAGAGAUGAUGGGGGGAAGGGGAAGGGGAGGGAGAGAUCUGAGGAGGGGAGGGGAUUGAGAAAGAGAAGAUUUAGUAGAGGGGUGGUGGGGAAUGAGGAAGUUUAA